This is a messenger RNA of Phytophthora nicotianae INRA-310, 525 nucleotides long. RefSeq lists its product as hypothetical. The record is from RefSeq and is a predicted model, not a curated record. Bases 1 to 525 code for a protein of 174 amino acids. The transcript has a single exon. NCBI's taxonomy places the organism in Eukaryota, Oomycota, Peronosporomycetes, Peronosporales, Peronosporaceae.
AUGGGGUUGUUAAUGCUGUACUUGGCGCCGUCGGGCAGCAUGAAGGAUGCAGGGCUAGCCCUGGGCAUCUCAAAGCCGUACGCUGUUGUUACGAUCAACCAGUUGCUUCGUGUUAUCUGCAAGCGCGCUGGCGAUUUCAUUUUCAUACCUUCAACACAGGCUGGCUGGCAAGUGAUUAUGGAUGGCUUCGAGGCCGUGCGGGGUUACCCGUAUGUUUGUGGCGCGGUGGAUGGAUCACUUUUCGAGAUUGCACGGCCUGCUCAAUAUGAGGGCUGGUACUGCAAGGACUUUUAUCCAGCAAUAAAUAUGCAGGCAGUUUGUGAUCAUCGUAGACGCUUCAUGGACAACGACAUGCGACCGGGGUCAUACAGCGACAAAAAGACUUGGAAGGUGUCGCAAAUCGGCACUACAAUUCAAAAUGUUAUCCCCCGCGGCUUCCAUUUUCUAGGAGAUGCUGGGUUUACUCUCAGCUGCGAGUUAUUAACCCUUUCGCGAACGGGUACUUUUGACAAGACUCUAUUAUAG